Messenger RNA from Clarias gariepinus (North African catfish), 2873 nucleotides. It is a transcript of the gene ppp2r2ca, whose product is annotated as protein phosphatase 2, regulatory subunit B, gamma a. The transcript has 9 exons. Gene Ontology annotation, biological process: peptidyl-serine dephosphorylation. Gene Ontology annotation, molecular function: protein phosphatase regulator activity; protein binding. Bases 608 to 1951 code for a protein of 447 amino acids. Gene Ontology annotation, cellular component: cytosol; protein phosphatase type 2A complex. The record is from RefSeq and is a predicted model, not a curated record. Lineage: Eukaryota; Metazoa; Chordata; Actinopteri; Siluriformes; Clariidae.
CUACAUCUUCUCUCUCUCUCUCUCUCUCUCUCUCUCUUUCUGUUUGGCCUUUUCUCCUCCCCCUACUUUUCUAUCUCCCUCUAUUCCAUUUCCGUUCACUCUCUCUUACACACACAGGCUGUAAGGUAGGAUUAGGCCUCUGUAAUCCUGCAUUCUUUCAUUCAUUCUUCUCUGAUCUGCUUGUCCUGCAGCUCUCCUGCUCUCAGGUUUUCAGGCUCUUCGUGAAGGAAGGACACCACACCCAGUGGGAAAAGCGACAACAGCAGACAGGGAACUCACACGGACGUGUCACAGAAGUGCACUGCUGUGUUUCUUGGAUUCUUAUUGCCAGGCGUUGCUGGAUUUUUUGGUAGUGUGUGUGUGGGUGUGUGUUUGUAUGUAUGAUAGUGGACUCUAAAUGCUCUCACAGAUUUGAGGAGCACAGAAUAUCAAUUUUCGCUACUCGAGGCUUCGCUGAGCCAUUUCUGGCCUCUCAUAUCCCAGGAUGCUGUGCAGCAGGCCACUCUGUUAGGCCGCAGCAGAAUGGGUGGAUCCUCAACGGGCCAGGACUCUGCUGAUUGGACGGGUCUUUACUGGACGGGCGCAGACACACAAACCGCCGCUGCCCAUGGGUGAGGACGAGAGUCCCAAGAUCAACCACAGCUUCCUCCGAGACUACGUCACUGAGGCUGAUGUCAUUUCCACUGUGGAGUUUAAUCACACGGGGGAUCUGCUGGCCACCGGAGACAAAGGGGGACGAGUGGUCAUCUUCCAGAGAGAGACUGAGGGUAAAGACGAUAAGGAGGAGCUGGGAGAAGCCGGGGAAUAUAACGUCUACAGCACAUUUCAGAGCCAUGAGCCAGACUUUGAUUAUCUGAAGAGUUUAGAGAUCGAGGAGAAGAUCAAUAAGAUCCGCUGGCUGCCUCAACAGAAUGCUGCACACUUUCUUCUUUCUACCAAUGAUAAGACAAUAAAGCUGUGGAAGGUGAGUCAGAGGGACAGACGGCCAGAAGGAUACAACCUAAAAGAUGAAGAAGGACGAAUGAAGGACAUUUCCACCAUCACAUCACUACAGGUUCCGGUACUGAAACCCACUGAUCUGAUGGUAGAGGUGCGUCCUAGGCGGGUCUUUGCGAAUGGCCACACCUACCACAUCAACUCCAUAUCAGUGAACAGUGAUGGAGCAACGUACCUGUCGGCUGAUGACCUCAGAAUCAACAUGUGGCACCUGGACAUCACUGAUCGCAGCUUUAACAUCGUGGACAUUAAGCCAGUGAACAUGGAGGACCUGACUGAGGUGAUAACAGCAGCCGAGUGUCACCCGCAGCACUGUCACCUGUUCAUCUACAGCAGCAGUAAAGGAACAAUCCGCCUGUGUGACAUGAGGGCAUCGGCCCUGUGUGAUACACAUGCCAAAAUCUUCGAAGAGCCUGAAGAUCCAGGGAACCGCUCGUUCUUCUCUGAGAUCAUCUCCUCUGUCUCUGAUGUGAAGUUCAGCCACAGUGGACGUUAUCUGCUAACUCGAGACUACCUCACAGUGAAGGUGUGGGACCUGAAUAUGGAGAAAGGACCAGUAGAGACAUACCAGGUUCAUGAGUACCUGCGCAGUAAACUCUGCACGCUUUAUGAGAAUGACUGCAUUUUCGACAAGUUUGAGUGUGUGUGGAACAGCACAGACAGUGUGAUCAUGACCGGGACGUAUAACAGCUUUUUCCGUAUGUUUGACCGGGACUCUGGGCGGGGUGUAACACUUGAGGCGUGGCGUGAAAACAGUAAACCUCGUGCAGUCUUGCGGACACGGCGUGUGUACACUGGGGGGCGCCGUCGCCGUGGAGAUGUGGGAGUGGACAGCCUGGACUUUCGCAAAAAGAUCCUGCACAUGGCAUGGCACCCGGCCGAAAACAUCAUCGCCAUCGCUGCCUCCAACAACCUUUACAUCUUCCAGGACAGAAUAACCCCUGAGACCCAGUGACACACACACACACACACACACUCAUGCAAACACGCACAGUCUUCUCUCUCUGUGUAUGUAGACGGAGACCAUUGGGUGGAGCUGACACGUCUAAGCACAGCGGUAACUCACACACACUUCUUUCACUGGACAGCCACAGGAUGUUUCUCCUGAACAUCAGCCGAUCACAGAGGUGCAGAGAGAGAGAGAGAGAGAGAGAGAGAGAUGGCACAGCACUUGUAAGGAAGCGAAAGGAAAGAGGACACGCUUAACACACUGACAGUGGGCGUGUCUUAACGACUGCGUGUUAACAAUUACAAGAAGGGUGUCACGUGGUUGUCCAUUUGCAGCAGUAGUUUAAAGAGUCUUCCUAUCAUGUUCUUCCUAAAUUAAUCACAUCACUCAUCCUCCUACACACACACACACACACACACACACGCAUAAGUACCCUAAACAUGCCUCUACUUCCUGUAACAGGCAGUUGGUCAAAAAAAAUAACACUAAUUAUUUAAUUAUUACAUUUGUGUAGUGUUACACAACACUACACAAACCCUACACCAUCACUACACCAACACUACACCAACACCAAACCACACAUUAACAUUAUACCAUACACUAACACUACACCAACAUUACACUAACACUACAGUAACAUUAUACUAACAUUACAGUAACACUAAAGUAACACAAUGCUACACUAACACUACUCUACAGUAACACUACAGUAACAUUACAUUAACGCUACAGUAACACUAAAGUAACACCACUCUACAGUAACACUACACCAACGCUACACUAACACUACUCUACAGUAACACUACAGUAACACUAAAGUAGCAUUACACUAACAUUACACUAACACAACACUGACAUUACACUUACACUAUACUUACAGAACACUAACACUACAUUAACACUACAGUAACACUACAGUAACACUACA